Lottia gigantea (owl limpet) is the source of this 465-nucleotide messenger RNA. RefSeq lists its product as hypothetical. The coding region runs from base 1 to 465 and encodes 154 amino acids. The transcript has 2 exons. Gene Ontology annotation, biological process: regulation of transcription by RNA polymerase II; developmental process. Gene Ontology annotation, molecular function: protein dimerization activity; DNA-binding transcription factor activity, RNA polymerase II-specific; RNA polymerase II transcription regulatory region sequence-specific DNA binding. NCBI's taxonomy places the organism in Eukaryota, Metazoa, Mollusca, Gastropoda, Lottiidae. The record is from RefSeq and is a predicted model, not a curated record.
AUGAGCGGAGGAACCCCUUCACCCACGGAUUAUCACCAUCAUCAUCCGCAUCAUCAUCAUUAUGCCCAGUACGAUCCGAACCCACAUCGUCACGUUAAGCGCAAAGGAACCGCAAAUAAAAAAGAACGAAGACGGACACUAAGUAUAAACAGUGCGUUUUCAAAUUUAAGAGGAUGUAUUCCGAAUGUUCCCACGGACACAAAACUAUCCAAAAUAAAAACUUUGCGGUUAGCCACAAGUUAUAUUACAUAUCUUAUGGACGUUCUGUCAAAAGAUGACCCAACUCUAACUCAAGCAGGAUUUAAAGCUGAUCUCUCCAAAAAAUCUUCUUCGCACUCUCAUAAUGCAGUGAAUAGUUUAACAGAUAAACAUAUUAAGAAAGAGUCGGUGAACGAAAAGAAAAAUAAUAUAAAUGGGCGAACGGGUUGGCCGCAACAUGUUUGGGCCUCGGAGUUAAAACAAUGA